AGCCUCCUGCGAAGAAAUAUUUAUUUUCUGUGGCAAAUCGAAUCAAAGUGACGCCAGACUUCUAUGCCUGUGUGUUUCCUCUAUAAACGCCAUUGACCCCCUACAAGAGCUUCGCUCAAGUCUAGCAUAAAUGCGCGGUCUACAAAGUGGUGUAUAUAGUUUGGUAUCUUAGUUGACACUAAUUAUACAAAAUUAAAAAAAAAAAAAAGUGAAUUCUAUUUAAACAGCGGUAAUAAAAAAUUAGACUGCAAGUCCUAGCCCUUUUCCUGCCAGAAAACCUAAUCUAUCAUACAGCAAUAAUGGUCCAAUACAGUGCCGCUCAGCGAAAAAAUGUUCGCAUAUUGUUAGUCGGCGAUGCGGGGGUGGGUAAAACAUCACUCAUACUCUCGCUUGUAAGUGAAGAAUUCCCUGAGGAUGUGCCCCCAAAGGCUGAAGAAAUAACAAUACCCGCAAAUGUAACACCUGAACAGGUGCCUACGAACAUUGUGGACUAUUCAAGCACUGAACAAACAGAUGAAACACUAAACGAAGAGAUACUCAAAGCGCAUGUUGUAUGUAUUGUCUAUAGCGUGGAAGACGAAGAUUCACUUGACCGCAUAACAUCACACUGGCUGCCUUUAGUACGCAAUGCAAUAGGACCAGACCAACAACGUAAGCCGAUUGUGCUUGUGGGCAACAAAGUCGAUCUUAUAGAAUACUCAACCAUUGAUAGUGUAUUGACGGUAAUGGAAGAUUUUCCGGAAGUAGAGAGCUGUGUCGAAUGUUCUGCCAAAACGCUGCACAACAUUUCCGAAAUGUUCUACUAUGCACAAAAGGCUGUUUUGCACCCAACCUCUCCGCUGUAUAUAAUGGAGGAGCAAGAUCUUACACCAGGUUGCAAAAAAUCUCUUGUUCGAAUUUUCAAAAUUUGUGACAUCGACGGUGAUAAUUUGCUCAACGACUACGAAUUGAAUUUAUUUCAACGUCGCUGUUUCAAUACACCCCUACAACCACAAAUACUAGACGAAGUCAAAGCUGUCAUACAAAAGAAUAUUCCAGAUGGCAUCUUCCACGAUGCAGUCACACUCAAGGGCUUUCUCUUUCUGCAUUGCUUAUUUAUACAGCGUGGACGCAAUGAAACCACUUGGGCGGUGUUGCGUCGCUUUGGCUACAACGAACAAUUGGAAAUGUGUAAAGAUUAUUUACGUCCCACAUUGAAAAUACCACCAGGCAGCAGCACAGAGCUAUCACAUCGUGGCCAGCAAUUCCUUAUAGCAUUAUUCGAAAGGUACGACAAAGACGGCGAUGGCGCUCUGUCACCGGAGGAGCACAAAAUGGUCUUCAGCACUUGUCCGUCUGCGCCGUGGUCCUAUUCAACAGAUAUACGUAAAUCGUGUCCUACCAACGAUCAAGGUUGGGUGACGCUGCACGGUUGGCUUUGUCGCUGGACCCUAAUGACUCUUGUCGAUGUGUUAAAAACACUGGAGUACUUAGCCUAUUUGGGUUUCAAUGUGCAUGAAAACGAUAGUCAAUUGGCUGCGAUACAUGUGACGCGCGAACGACGCAUUGAUUUGGCAAAACGACAAAGCAGUCGUUCAGUUUAUAUGUGUCAUGUAAUUGGUCCAAAAGGCGCAGGUAAGACCGGACUGUGCCGUGGCUUCCUGGUGGAUGAUAUGAAAAGUCUGAUUGGAAAAGAAUUCAAGACGAAUGUGGUGCAUUGCAUCAACACAGUUCAGGUUUAUGGUCAAGAAAAACAUCUUAUUUUGCGUGAUAUCGAUGUAAAGCACGCAUUGGAUCCACUGCAGCCGCAAGAGGUAAACUGUGAUGUCGCCUGUCUCGUAUACGACUCAUCCAACCCGCGUUCAUUCGAGUACAUUGCUCGCAUUUAUAUCAAAUAUUAUGCGGAAAGCAAAAUUCCAGUGAUGAUUGUAGGCACCAAAGGUGAUUUAGAUGAACGGCGACAAGACUAUUUGCUACAGCCAACAGAGUUUUGUACAAAAUACAAACUAUUACCACCACAUCUGUUUAGUUUGAAGAGCAAUAAAAAAGAGGUUUAUACAAAGUUAGCAACCAUGGCGGCCUUUCCACGCUUUCAGGCCGCGUGGAUACUCUUUUACAAGCACAGGUUGGUACAGCUGUGGGAAUCAGCACAUCUGCGUCAGUUUGGUUUAAUGACAGAGGAUCCAACGCUUUGGUGGAAAGCCGGACUGGGCGUUGCCGCUGCCACAGUGUUAGGCAUUGUUGUACUCAAAGCGCUGCAAAGCGCUGGCUCUCAUGUGCGAUACUAAUGAAGCAACUUCAAUUGAGUGAGCAAUGCAUUGCGGCAGCAUUACUGGAUUUCACUUGAGACACACAUACACACGCGCAUAUAAAAAGCAUAUUGUACACAAAACAAGUUAUAUCGCAUAUCGGUUCCAGUCGAAAAUUUCAAUAUUCUAAUUUGAUAAGAUUCUAUGGCAAACGCGCUCCAUCUCUCAUAACUUUCUGUAAAUGGGCCUUUAUUUUUCAUCUCUCAAUAUGUGGAAAUAGUUAAAAUUUCAUUGUAAACAAUAAGUAACAUAUUGUUUGUGACUUAACAAAUUGUAAGUAGUGGAAAUUUAAAAAAUUAAUUGCCAUCUAUAUUUUAGGAUUUUUGGCGAAAGAAAUUUGUUGAAAAUUGAGUUGGAUUUAAAAAAUACAAUAUAUAUUUAAAGGAAUUUGAAAUUAUUUAUGUAAAUGAGCGUAUGCACAUUUCGUAAGUAACAUGUUCUUGUUUGUAAAUACAAUUUUACACUAACAACUUAAAAUGAAUUCAAUGCGCUCAAUAUCGAAUUACAUAAUGCGCAUAUUUCAUAGAUGUAGCCAUUUAAUUUAUGUAUCUCUGACAUGAAUACAUUACAUCCUUGUAAUAUUAUAAAUAGUAAUAAAAUUAUUUUAACAUUGAAGUAAAUGACGACGAAAACAAUUUGAAAAUCAAUCGGAUAGCAAUACCAAUUAGUAUAUAAUCUUAUAAACACAAAAGUGUAUAAAUACGUACGUACAUAUAUACAUACAAAUAUAGUAUAAUCUAUAAGAAGAACCACAUGAAUAACUACAUACAUUAUUUUUGUAAAUCAUAAGAGAAGUGAUACAUAGAACUAAUUGGAUAAUUUGUGCAUUGAGGUAAAGCCAAUUAAAAUUCGGCCAGUCGGGGACAAUUUAUAUGGGCAUUUUUUAAUCUAAGUACUCUUCACGAUUUGUGUGUGCUUAAUUAUUUUUUUAGUAAUUCUUGCACAUACAAAUUACUCGUAAACACAUAUACAUACAUACAUACAUACACACAUGUACUAUAAUUUUAUUUAAAUGAACUUUAUAUAAAGAAAAAAAAUAAAAUAAUCGGCUUCAUGAGUUCAACAAA
Molecule: messenger RNA, 3355 nt
Organism: Anastrepha ludens (Mexican fruit fly)
Lineage: Eukaryota; Metazoa; Arthropoda; Insecta; Diptera; Tephritidae
Gene: Miro
Product: mitochondrial Rho GTPase
Exons: 8
Coding region: 300-2267 (655 amino acids)
Biological process (GO): small GTPase-mediated signal transduction; mitochondrion organization
Cellular component (GO): mitochondrial outer membrane
Molecular function (GO): calcium ion binding; GTPase activity; GTP binding
Source: RefSeq, a predicted model, not a curated record